Messenger RNA from Paramecium sonneborni, 1112 nucleotides. The record is from the annotation of a GenBank genome assembly. NCBI's taxonomy places the organism in Eukaryota, Ciliophora, Oligohymenophorea, Peniculida, Parameciidae.
UAUAAAUUGGAUGGGUUUGAAUUAUUUAUAAAAGAAAAAUUGGCAUCCAGGUUCUUUGAAGAAUCAAGAGAUUGUUUGGAUUAGAGAAUAAAUUCAAGCUGAUAUUAUAAAAAGAGAAUAAGAAAGAGCAAAGAAAUUAGCAGAAGAGAAAAACAUUGAAGAGUUAAAAAGAAUAUAAGUUGAAGCAGGAUUAAUUCCAAAGAGUCAUUUAGAUAGAAUGGAAUGGAUGUAUGAUGUUAGUAAACUAGAGAAAUAAAACUAAAAUUCAGCAGAAGAGUAAUAUAUUAUUUAAAAUAAUAGAUAUCUCCUUGGUAAGACAGCAACACCUUAAGAAGUAGAAAAGUUAACUGAUUAAAGAGAGAAAGCUAAAUAAACUCAAUAAUAUUAAACAGUUUUUAAAGAAGAAACAACAAAUGCAAAAUGUGAAGAUUUUGUUCUUGUUCAUGAAGAUCCUAUGUUUCAAAUAAUGAAAGGAGUAUAUUAUAAAUAUUAAUAAUUAGGAAUAAUCAAUAAAAUAAGUAUUAUUGUAAAAUCCUUUGAAAGUUAAAUAAUUAUAAGAAAAGAUAGAAGCUAAUAAAAAAAUUAAAAAAGAAAAAUCACAUAAAGAUAAAAAAGAUAAGAAAAAGAAGAAGAAAGAUAAAAAAGAUAAAAAAUCAUCAAAAAAGAGUAAAAAACACAAUAGAAGUAGUAGUUCUAGUUCUUCAACUUCAAGUUCUAAAGAUUAGGAGAUUUCUACUGCUAUAUCUACAGGUUCUUAACAUUCUUAAAUAUAUUAAUAAUAUUUAAAAGAAAGAUUAGGAAAUAUAGCAGUAACAGAUGAACAUGGUAAUGUAAAAGCAGAUUUUAGUUUAAUGAAAAAGAAAUAUAGAAAGAAUUUAAAUCCUUAAAUUUCUUAUGAUGAAUAACGAAAUUAAAUGGCUGCUGAUGGAUAAUAAAGAUUAUAAUAAUAAUUAAAAUAAUUUGAAGAAGAACCAAAUUAAUAAUCUUAAGCAGUUGGAGGAGGAUAAUUUUUAAAUAAAAUAAGAAAAGAUAUUUAUAAUUAAAAUGAUUCAAAUGCAUACCAUGAUAGAAUUAAAAGAAAUAGACACUUUUAAGAAAGAUUUAAUGAAUGA